GUUUGACUUAAACCAAACCAAAAAAAAAAAAAAAAGUGCUUUUUUUUUUAAAAAAAAAGGGGAGGGGGAGGAAUCAGACGUUAAAUUCUUUUGCAAACAUUCAUGCCUUAGGAAGGGCUGCAACAGGCAGCCCCGGCCGCCGGAACCGGUCGGACAGGUAGCGAGCUUGUUGACACCGUUAUGUUGCAGGGCGCAUGCUCACUCCCAAGUUUCCUGGUGCCUUCUCUAUUCCACCUUAUGAAACUUUUUCCCGGCGUGGUCUCACCCGCGAUUUAAGGCAUAGGUGUCGCCGAGCCGGGCGUCUGGGAGUCGCUGGGCGUGCGGGGGCGGAAGAGGCCUGGGCCGCGCCGCCGCGGGGUUGGAAAGGGCGGGCGAAGCGGGAAGGUGGGCUCUGAGGUACCGCGCCGUCGCCGAAGCUAGCGGGGAGCAGUCGGGGGGAGGGUACACCCACCAUGCCCAAAGUCUUCUUGGUGAAGAGGAGGAGCCCGGGGGUCUCGGUGCGAAGCUGGAAUGAACUUCCGGAUGAGGAACGAGCAGACACCUACAUCCCAGUGGGCCUGGGCUGCCUGCUCGGAGACCCUCCCGAGGACUGCCGCAGCGACGGCGGCAGCAGCAGCAGCAGCAGCAGCAGCGGCAGCGGCGGUGGCGGCGGGAGCAGCAGCGCGGGGGAACCCGCAGGCGCCGAGAGCAGCUCGUUCCCGCACGCCCCGGAGCCCGGCGACGCCGAGGGCCUCGAUGGACACCUGGCGGCGAAGCAGCACCCGGUUGCCAGGUCGAAAAUCAAGUUCACCACAGGCACGUGCGAAGACGCAGUACUCCACAGCUGCGACCUCUGUGGCAAGAGCUUCCGCCUGCAGCGCAUGCUCACCCGUCACCUCAAGUGCCACAACCAGGUGAAGCGGCACCUGUGCACCUUCUGCGGCAAGGGCUUCAACGACACCUUCGACCUGAAGAGGCACGUGCGCACACACACAGGGAUCCGCCCCUACAAGUGUGAGGUCUGCCACAAGGCCUUCACGCAGCGCUGCUCCCUGGAGUCGCACCUGAAGAAGAUCCACGGCGUGCAACAGCAGUAUGCCUACAAGCAGCGCCGCGACAAGCUCUAUGUGUGCGAGGACUGUGGCUACACGGGGCCUACCCAGGAGGACCUGUACCUGCACGUGAACAGUGCCCACCCAGGCAGCGCGUUCCUCAAAAAGACCUCCAAAAAACUCGCAGCCAUUUUACAGAGCAAGCUGGCACCCACACACCAGGAGAGCAUCAGCUUGAGUGAGGAGGAAGAGAAGAAGUGAGGGGGAGGGGCCUCAGAGCCACCUGCAACACAGACUGGGUCUUGCAGGGGCCCUCGUCCUCCACCCCAGCUGCUUUCCCCGACGGGUGUUGAGCUCAACAGUUGUGUGUCCACCUGUCCUUUGGACAUGGGGGCAGUAGGAUCCGUCCAGAGUGUGAGUUCACGUCCUGUUGAACACAGUUGUGUGUGGCCAAGUCUGAUGUCCACACCCCUUGCUGGCCGAGACACCCAUGCAGGAUCUUUGUUGUUGUUUUUGAGUGUGCGUGUGUGGGUAUAGGUUUCUCACGUGGCUGGAGAGGCAUUCCUAGAGAGAUGAUUACUUUAUGGUGCCUUGAAAUAAAUGUUCUUCCACUUGAUGUGUGGAUUUAAGCAAAGAAAAGCGUUUAUCAUGCUGAGUUUACAGAAAUUAUUUUAAUAAACGAAAUGUUCUUGUGCAGCUUC
Ochotona princeps (American pika) is the source of this 1732-nucleotide messenger RNA. RefSeq names its product ovo like zinc finger 2 (gene OVOL2). The record is from RefSeq and is a predicted model, not a curated record. Bases 453 to 1292 code for a protein of 279 amino acids. The transcript is spliced from 4 exons. NCBI's taxonomy places the organism in Eukaryota, Metazoa, Chordata, Mammalia, Lagomorpha, Ochotonidae. Gene Ontology annotation, molecular function: DNA-binding transcription factor activity, RNA polymerase II-specific; RNA polymerase II cis-regulatory region sequence-specific DNA binding. Gene Ontology annotation, biological process: epidermal cell differentiation; regulation of transcription by RNA polymerase II. Gene Ontology annotation, cellular component: nucleus.